Drosophila obscura is the source of this 1993-nucleotide messenger RNA. Its product is annotated as gastrula zinc finger protein XlCGF57.1-like. Gene Ontology annotation, molecular function: zinc ion binding. Gene Ontology annotation, cellular component: nucleus. NCBI's taxonomy places the organism in Eukaryota, Metazoa, Arthropoda, Insecta, Diptera, Drosophilidae. The record is from RefSeq and is a predicted model, not a curated record. The coding region runs from base 17 to 1792 and encodes 591 amino acids. The transcript has 2 exons.
ACAUAAAAGCAAUCAUAUGUGCUACAUUUCGAGCUUCACAGUUCUAUUUUCAACACAAAAUAGUCGUGAACAAAAAUUGUAUUUGCAAUUCAUAAAAGUUUGGAAAAUGGAGGAACUAUGCAGAGUUUGCAUGGGAACGUCUGAAGCCUUCACAAACAUUUUCGAUGAGACAGAAAAGUGGGACACUUGCAUUGGUGACAUGAUUGCCCAGUGUACCGGGUACGUGGUUAGGCGAGGUGAUUCACUACCAGAAAACAUAUGUCCGCCUUGCCUUGAGGAUGCUGUGAAUGCAUUCAAUCUUAUAAAAACCUGUGAGCAGAGCCAUCAACUCUAUUUCACCCAGAUGGAAGAGGAUAAGGAAAAAGAUCUAUGUGAUAAACUUGAACAGGAAGAUUGGCAAAAGUCAAAAAGAGGAAAAAAUGAUAAGGAGUUGGAUCUUCUGUUUAAGUGUACUCACUGCUCGAAGUCUUUCAAAAGAAAAUACAAUUUGCAAAAUCACAUUCGUACGCACACCGGUGAAAAACUUCACCAAUGCUCUCACUGUUCCAAAACCUUUGAUCGAAAAUCAAGUCUUCAAAGUCACAUACGUUAUAUCACUGGGGAGCGACCCAACAAAUGUUCCCACUGCUCAAAAUCAUUCGUAAGCAUGAGCGCACUGAAGGUACACAUCCGUACACAUACCGGGGAACGACCCUAUAAGUGCUCCUACUGCUCAGACUGCUUUAAAAGUAAAAGCGAACUUACAGUGCACAUCUGUAAGCACACGGAUGAACUACCCUACCAAUGCCCACAAUGCCUAAAGUCAUUUAAGCUAAAAUCGAUUCUCCGAAGACACUGUCCUGCCCACACGGCGGAGAGACUUUACAAGUGUUCUGACUGCUCAAUGUCCUUUAUUAGUCAAAGCAAGCUCAAAAUGCACAUCCGUGUUCACACAGGGGAAGAGCCUUACCAAUGCACCCACUGCCUCAAGUCAUUUAAGCGACAGGCUAAUCUCAAGAGACACAGUCGUAUCCACACGGGAGAGAAACCUUAUAAGUGUUCUAAAUGCUCAAAGUGUUUUGCCAUUGGCUCCAAUCUCCAGGUUCAUAUCCGUCGAUGGCACUCAGAUGUACGACCCUACCAGUGCUCUCACUGCUCGAAGUCGUUUACAGAAAAAUCUCAUCUCAAGAUACACAUCCGUAAACACACUGGGGAGCGACCGUACAAGUGUUCACACUGCUCCAAGUCCUUUACUCGAAACGGACCUCUCAAGAUUCACAUCCUUACGCACACGGAAGGAUUGCCCUACAAAUGCACCGACUGCUCGAAGUCAUUUCAACUAAAAUCCCAACUCCAAAAACACACCUUUACGCACACAGGUGAACGACCGUUCAAAUGCUCCGACUGCUCAAAGUCAUUUCUACAAAAAUUCAAACUUAUUGCACACAUCCGCUCUCACACACGACCUUACAAAUGCUCCCACUGCUCGAAAGGCUUUAUAGACAAAUCCAAUCUUAAAAGACAUACCCUUACGCACACGGAUGAAAGACCCUACAAGUGCUCCCACUGCUCGAAAUCAUUUCAAGAAAAAUCGAAUCUCAGGGUACACAUCCGUUCUCACACAGGGGAGCGUCCUUUCAAGUGUGCCCACUGCUCAAAGACAUUUCGAUACAAAAACAAUAGCUACAAAAGACACAUGCGCACUCACAAAAACACUAAAAAGAGUGCCACUCCGGCAGUCUUUGAGAUCACAUCCGCAAGAUCGCUGAGAAAGGAUGAUUCGAUUGCGCUAACUGCAGAACGCGAUUUUUAAGCUCUUUACAUAUGUACAUAAUCUUUGCAUGUUUAAUUAUUUUCGCUAACCUCUUUACUGUGUAAAUUCUUAAUUGAAAUGAGUAAGAAAAUAAUUUAAAACGAUGUAUGAAGGUAUGGAAAAAUUGUUGGUAGAGGAUGACUCCAAUAAGCCAGACGAUUAUUUGGUCGAAAUAAUUAACAAAAUGACCAAUGGCCAAUA